Molecule: messenger RNA, 786 nt
Organism: Talaromyces atroroseus
Lineage: Eukaryota; Fungi; Ascomycota; Eurotiomycetes; Eurotiales; Trichocomaceae
Product: 14-3-3 protein-like protein
Exons: 5
Coding region: 1-786 (261 amino acids)
Biological process (GO): signal transduction
Cellular component (GO): cytoplasm
Source: RefSeq, a predicted model, not a curated record
AUGGGUCACGAAGAUGCUGUGUAUCUCGCCAAGCUUGCCGAGCAGGCUGAGCGCUACGAAGAGAUGGUGGAGAACAUGAAGGUCGUUGCCUCUUCAGACGAAGAAUUGUCCGUCGAGGAGCGGAAUUUGCUUUCUGUUGCCUACAAGAAUGUCAUCGGCGCCCGCCGUGCCUCUUGGAGAAUCGUCACUUCCAUUGAGCAAAAAGAGGAAUCCAAAGGCAAUGAUUCUCAGGUUUCAUUGAUCAAGGAGUACCGUCAGAAGAUUGAGUCCGAGUUGGCCAAGAUCUGUGAAGACAUCCUCGAGGUCUUGGACAAGCACUUGAUUCCUUCUGCUCAAACUGGCGAGUCCAAGGUUUUCUACCACAAGAUGAAGGGUGACUACCACCGCUACCUCGCUGAGUUCGCCAUUGGCGACCGCCGCAAGACUUCUGCCGACGCCUCCCUUGAGGCUUACAAGGCUGCCACCGAGGUCGCCCAAACUGACCUUGCUCCUACCCACCCGAUCCGUCUUGGUUUGGCUCUUAACUUCUCCGUUUUCUACUACGAAAUCCUCAACUCGCCUGACCAGGCUUGCCACUUGGCCAAGCUCGCAUUUGACGACGCUAUUGCCGAAUUGGACACCUUGAGUGAGGAAAGCUACAAGGACUCCACCCUUAUCAUGCAGCUUCUCCGUGACAACUUGACUCUCUGGACUUCGUCUGAGGCCGAGACUGCCCCUGAGCCAGCCGCUGCUGAAAAGAAGGAGGACGCCCCUGUGCCUUCUACUGAGGCCCCAGCUGCCGAGUAA